AAAAUCAUCUUUCUCUUUCGUACUUUAUAAGCGAUCCGGCGACAUUUGCGAACUCGACAAACGAACUGUCUUUCUUUCUUUUGAGGCAGCACGUGUAGACGCAGACAAGUCAUUUUAAUAAUUCAAUAAAACUAUUUAGUUUAGAAACUAUGCCGUCGGACGCAAAGAAAAGAGCACAACAGAAGAAGAAGGAGCAGGCUAGUAAUAGAAAUAAGAAGCCUGUGGCGAGAGUUACUAACGAGGAGAAUGGAGACACUGCAACCAACGGUUCCGCCAAAGAAGACCGGGAGCUAACCGCUGAAGAGGCGCUAUGCCUUAAGCUGGAAGAGGAGGCGAAGAUGAACUCGGAAGCAAGAUCGUGCACCGGCUCCCUGGCCGUCCAUCCCCGUUCCCGAGACAUCAAGAUAGCCAACUUCUCCAUCACCUUCUAUGGGAGCGAGCUACUCCAAGACACUCUACUGGAGUUGAAUUGCGGGAGAAGAUACGGCCUAGUCGGUCUCAAUGGCUGUGGCAAGUCUUCGCUACUGUCUGCCCUGGGUCGGCGCGAGGUACCCAUACCCGACCACAUCGACAUCUUCCACUUGACCAGGGAGAUGCCCGCCUCCGACAAGACCGCCCUGCAGUGUGUCAUGGAGGUGGACGAGGAGAGGAUCAAACUGGAGAAGCUGGCUGAGGAACUGGCGCACUGUGAAGACGAUGACGCACAGGAACAACUGAUGGACGUGUACGAGAGGCUGGACGACUUGAGCGCGGACACGGCGGAGGCCCGGGCGGCCAACAUCCUGCACGGGUUGGGGUUCACAAAGGAAAUGCAACAGAAGGCCACCAAAGAUUUCUCUGGAGGUUGGCGCAUGCGUAUCGCGUUGGCGCGCGCUCUAUACGUGAAACCCCAUUUAUUGCUGUUGGAUGAGCCGACCAAUCAUCUUGAUUUGGAUGCGUGCGUGUGGCUGGAAGAGGAACUCAAACACUACAAAAGAAUCUUGGUGCUAAUAUCACACUCUCAGGAUUUCCUCAAUGGUGUGUGUACUAACAUCGUUCACAUGAGCAAGCGGAGACUCAAAUACUACACGGGCAACUAUGAAGCUUUCGUGAGAACUCGGUGCGAACUGCUGGAAAACCAGAUGAAGCAGUACAAUUGGGAACAGGAUCAAAUAGCUCACAUGAAGAACUACAUUGCACGAUUCGGUCACGGCUCAGCUAAGUUGGCUCGUCAGGCGCAGUCCAAAGAGAAGACGCUCGCCAAAAUGAUCGCCCAGGGGCUCACGGAGAAGGUCAUAGAUGACAAGACCCUCAAUUUCUACUUCCCCUCGUGCGGCAAGGUGCCGCCUCCAGUUAUUAUGGUUCAGAAUGUCUCGUUCAGGUAUUCAGACAAUGGUCCCUGGAUCUACAAGAACCUAGAGUUCGGUAUAGACCUAGACACUAGGUUAGCCUUAGUCGGCCCCAACGGUGCGGGGAAAUCUACACUGCUCAAGUUGUUGUAUGGAGACUUGGUCCCAUCAACCGGUAUGAUCCGCAAGAACUCUCACCUGCGCAUCGGGCGGUACCACCAACAUUUGCACGAGUUGCUGGACCUGGAUCUCUCGCCGCUGGAGUACAUGAUGAAGGAGUUCCCGGAGGUGCGCGAGAGGGAGGAGAUGAGGAAGAUCAUAGGCAGAUACGGGCUUACUGGACGGCAGCAGGUGUGCCCAAUGCGUCAGCUGUCCGAUGGGCAGCGUUGCCGCGUGGUGUUCGCGUGGCUCGCGUGGCAGACCCCGCACCUGCUGCUGCUGGACGAGCCCACCAACCACCUGGACAUGGAGACCAUUGACGCGCUGGGCGACGCGAUCAACGAGUUCGACGGUGGCAUGGUGCUUGUUAGCCACGACUUCAGACUCAUUAACCAGGUCGCUGAAGAGAUUUGGAUCUGCGAAAACGGCACGGUCACAAAAUGGGAGGGUGGCAUCCUCAAAUACAAGGACCAUCUGAAAUCCAAGAUCCUGAAGGAGAACGCUGACAACGCGGCCAAGAUGAGGAAAUAGUGACUUGUUCUGCUUCCUAGGCCUUUCUGGGUCAAGCUUAGGCGUGAAUCGAUAGGGCUUACUUGGACUUUUGACAUCGGAAUUAUUUGAAUAAAGCGUAGACAUCGGAAAAAUUUAAGAUAAUAGAAAUGUCAUUUUACUUUGAAAAUAUAGCAAUGAUGUAUCAUCGUCUUGCUUCGCAUACAGUGUUCUACGCUGUUGUAAAGCUAUCAAAUAAAUCUCAGAAUUGAGAUAGUAUGUAAACCUUAUAUUCGUGGCACCAAUUGAGACGUCAUAUUCACCAGUAGUGGGAAUUUUGAAAAGUAACCCUAUGUUUGACCUCGGAUAAUUAAUUAACUUCAAGCAAAAUUUCGGUCCAGCUUUUUAGCCCUGAAAGCGUAAUAAACUGAUAGACAAUACUUUCGCAUUUAUAAUAUUAGUAUGGAAGUAUAGAUUCUUCGUGUAAAAUUAGUAAUAAUUCAUUCUAAGCCUUAGUCUAAAUAUGCUCUAUCGAUUCGGCUUUGUGACGCAUUCAUAGAUAUCUGAAUAAUAUAUGACGAUUGAUACACCAUAGGCAAUUGUACAGGAAAUUAUAGGGAUGAUGUGUCUUGCGUAUCGCAUGAAGUUAUAAAGCUGUUAAUUAAAUAUCAGAAUUGUCAUGCAAUAUGCAGUACUUACCACUUCUAUAGUAUUAUAUUAUUCAAAAUUCUAUGCUGUCUUCUAUCUCUUUCUAAACGGUAUGUGUAUUGUCGUGCCCCUGUAAUCAUCAAUUCGCUAAGUAAAAUAUUUGUAUCAUAGCUCAAUUGACAAUCAUUUGAUGUUGGUGUUUAUAAUAAAAAAUAUUCGUUAUUUAUAUAAAAGUAUGUUUUUAAUUUUGACCUUUGUUAUUUAUUACGCCCUUAUGUCUAAUAUUGUGUAAUUUUCACUAUUUAUGACCAUUUUUAAACCCUAGGUAAUAUCUGGAAGUAACAUGUAUGUACUUGUAUGGUAGUACACAUUACUCUUCAUUUAAUUUCACAUAGUAUAUUGUGUGUGUAUGACAAUUGAUAAUGUGACUAAAGAAAUAUAAUUUGCUUCUUAGAUUCAGCGCUCAAACGAAACUAAAUGUUGUUCCUCGGAUUAUGGCAAUACGAUUGUUUUAUUAUAAAAAUCUAGUGCGUUUAGCGACAUAAUAAUCACUUUUUGUUAUGUAUAUUCUAAUAAAAAUGUAAUUAAAUAAAACAAUAAAAUUAUUACUUAGCGAAUUGCUCCGACCACAUUGAUGGGGAUGUGAUGGGAAUCUAAUUUACAAAUGCGUUCUUUCAUUGAAAGGUUUGGCUUUAUAACAUAAAUUAUGGCGUAGACAUGUAAUUUAAAAGCCUGUAUACUAUAGACAAUGCCCCAUGAACUAUCCCAUAAACAAUAGCCCGAAGACAAGAAAACAGUGCCUCGCCUGUAAAUUUGAGUUAAAAUAAUCUUAUACUUCCCUAUGGAAAUGUGCAAGUCACCGUUGAAAAUGUUCUAAAUAACUGGUUAAUUCUUUUAAAAUCCAUCUUUACAUAUUGAGUGCAAUUCUUAAAUGUACGUUAAACAUCGCUUUAGGCAUUGCAUUAGUUGUCCACGUAAGGCAUAGUGUGAAAUUUAGAGGCGAUGUACAUAGCGUAAAAUAGUAAAAAAAAAACUGUCAAAUUAAUCCAGGGUUUCUCAAAAAAGGCACCAAACGCGAUGAUAAUUUGAUAGCGUCGUCGUUUGGCACAAUCAACCGUAUUUCAAGUUACGGAACUCUAUGAGUUGGUAAUAAAGGCGAAUUUGCAGAAAAUUUGGAUACUUUUUUGUUGGCUGUACAUACUCGUAUGUUUGAUGUAACCGUAAUACCUUACUAAUUGUACCAUAUGGGCUCAUUAUAUUUUGUAUUGCUUUAUUAGUACCAAUAUUUGGCUUAAAUGAUUAAUAGUGUCUGGGACAAUGUCUUGAGAAAUCCUGUAUUAAAACAUUGUUAGUCAAUGGUUUCAUAGCAUGAUUGCAAUAUUUUACAAUGUAGCUUAUAUAACUAUUUCAUAAUAAUAAUUUUUGUAUUUACCAGUCACUUUUUGUGAAGAAAUUGAACAUUUGUGUGCAAUCUUGAUUUAUCAACAAUUCACGUUGUAAGAUAAACAAUAAUUGUCUGUUUUCAUAAAGAGCAAUAAUAAUGUUCACUGAAUAGCUUAGCUUAUACACCGCAAUUAGAAAGCUUUAUAUUUACACGAAUAAUGGAUAACGCUUUCAUAACUCCCGACCAAUCAGAAGGAAGACGUGGAAUGUCUUCGCGGGGAUUGGUUGAAAAUUUGCGGUAGAAUAUAAUAAUAACUAGGGAUAUAUUGUAGGUGGAAAUAGAAAUUAAUAGGCUAUUGGAUUGUUGGAUUGUUUUAAUUGUUUGGUUUGAAAUAUCUCGUGGUAUAUUUCCUUUAGAUAGCAGUAUUCGCUCUCUCGACAUUAACGAAUAAUAUUGUUACGGAAUAGUUGUAAUAUUAACAUAAAGAUGCGUACUUUCAAUAUUUUCUUUAAAUAGGUAGCGUAAAUAAUAGCUCGUAUUUUUAUCGUGAAAAUGAAAGGGAACCGGUACAAAAAUUUGGAUAUAAAAUGCAUAGAAUGGAGUCGUUCCGUUUUGCCUCAAAUGUUCGUGAACAAAAUUUGAAAGUUUUGAAUCUAAUAAGUCGGAUAAUAAGCCAUCGAGUAAAAAAUAUUGAUAUGAUACUGCCAGAAUGUGAUAUACAUUGAUUGCGCUUCCCUCAGUGCCGCCUCAGAAAGUCUACGCAUUACCGCUUACACUCGUAUAGGUACAUUUAAAUAUGGUACUUAAAUUGUGUUCUGUAAAGAUUAAAUCCUCUUAAUUUAUUCCUUAGAUCGGUGAAGUUAUUAGAGAAAAGUCGAUUUUUUCCUAAACCGAACCACUAAAUAGAAAUUAGAAAUCGUUGAUCAGUUUUUAAUCGGUCGUUUGACAAGAGUAAAGCAGUAUAAUUGAUAUAGUAUUUUUCUUGACAUUUUAAAUUAGACAUAUAUACCUACCGUAGUAUAAUUAAAUAUGUCUAAAACGCUUUUAAGGUUCUAUACGCUGUGCAGAAGUAUUCAGUCUGAAUCUUAAAGACUCAUUUAAAUGUAUUGUUUGAGUGAGAGUGGUUUGAAAAUGUGACAUGUAGGGCUGUCCACGCAUGUUGAUAGACAUGUUAUGUCUUGUCAACGAGCGUGGGUAACCCGCCAGUAGUGAGAAAUAUACACCAAUAAUUGUUCUAAGUAGUGAAAUAUAAAGAUCUAGAUCGGUUUGUGAUCGACAAGUAUAAAAUUGUGAUUAUUUGGGCUGUCGAUAUAACGAAUAUAUAUAAUCGUGAUUUCAAAAUGUUGUCUCAAUGUUUUCUCUUAAAAAUUGACUCGUUUUGGGGGCCGUAAUAUAUAUGUGUGUUUAGGUAUUACAAUAAAUAGCCCGUCCCAACUUCGCACGCAGCAUGUCCAAUCACGGUACUAAACGACGAUAUAAUGAAUAAACUGUCAUAAUAUGUUUUUCUACCUUGUUUUUAAAGUUCGAAAUUAGACGUCCUAACUUGACUGGAAGCUUAUUCUCGUGUAUUGUAAGGCGGCUCAUUCUUUCUCUGGUAAAGAAAGAAAGAUAGCGAAUAUAAGUCAUGCCUUAUCAACGUUCCUGAGUAGCCUCACGGGAUGUUGCAUAAAAGUUAAAAAAAAAAACGUAGGUCGGAAACAAUAACAGAUAAUUCAAAUGUAUUUAAUGCAAUCCAUCCACUUUGACAUAAUUUGUUUUAUUAUAUACAGUCACAAAGGGGAUGGCAGUAUUCCUCUCCCCCGCGAAGUAUUGUAUAGUGUGUACCACAUUAGUAUAUCAUGUAUGUAGCGAUAGCGGAUGCCUUAAACAUAGUUCCCAAUGCGUAUUAUUUUUAUUAGCAAAUGACGUGCUGUCCCAGUAAAUGUUAUAUUUUUUAUACAACCGGUUCACAAUUUGCACUGUAUUGUUGUAAAAUGGCCACAUGGUAAUAGAGCUAGUAAUAAAAUAAUAAUUCUGUUUGAAUAUAUUGUUACAAAUAGCAACGAAACAUUUACUUAUUCUUCAAUUGGUCUUUUAUUAAGAACUCAUGCACGUAAUGCUUAAGCGGAGUUCUAAGUAUAUUGGCUUACUAAAAUACAGGUAUCGGUUUUGUUAAUGGCAUGAAGUAGCAAUUGAACCGGUGAAGUAGGACAAUAGUAUUUACAUUCAAGUUAAUUGUUAUUAUAUACAACUGUACGAAAAUGAAAUAUGUAUGUUUUAUUAUGUGUUGCAUGUACCUAUAUAUGAAUAUUGCCGUUACACAAAUUCUAGUAGUGUUACCGUUAGAUUUACCACAUCCGAAGGUUGCUGGUAUAGUCUCCAAGUGCCGGGAACCACCAUUGGUCCAUAUUCACACAUUUCACAAUUUUGAUCGUUGUCUUGUAAAUAUUAAUAAAAGAUCAAAAUUU
Molecule: messenger RNA, 6455 nt
Organism: Amyelois transitella
Lineage: Eukaryota; Metazoa; Arthropoda; Insecta; Lepidoptera; Pyralidae
Product: ATP-binding cassette sub-family F member 2
Exons: 12
Coding region: 150-2018 (622 amino acids)
Molecular function (GO): ATP binding; ATP hydrolysis activity
Source: RefSeq, a predicted model, not a curated record